Messenger RNA from Sciurus carolinensis (gray squirrel), 4299 nucleotides. RefSeq names its product coiled-coil domain containing 169 (gene Ccdc169). The coding region runs from base 361 to 1005 and encodes 214 amino acids. NCBI's taxonomy places the organism in Eukaryota, Metazoa, Chordata, Mammalia, Rodentia, Sciuridae. The transcript has 9 exons. The record is from RefSeq and is a predicted model, not a curated record.
CCGGAGCAGAAUGCAAAAAUUUGUGAUUAAACAUAUAAUGAAAUUUCAAGUUGCAGCGGACAGUCCAGAGAUUUUGCGUAAACUUCUAGAAACCCCCCGAACUGGAGAUUCAAAACUCUUCUCGAGUUCAGGCAGUACCUUUUUAAGGUCUGCUCCUCGUGCGACACCCUGAACCAGAGCCUCUGGUGCGCGUCCAACUGAGACCAAGAAAGGUGCAGCCACUUUUGAUCCAACAAGGCGCAGGAGUAAAGGAACGCCAGGCGCCGGGCAGUGUUUAGGACAGCAACCAAGGCCAAAAGGAGGUCUUCUGCCCUAAGCAGUGCCAAGGCGAAGGGCGCGGGAGCUCUCCGACCUCCCGCUAUGGGGGAGGGAAGAGGCGACAACUUCGACGGUGUGAGCACCGACCGCCUGAAACUGGAGUUGCUGGAAGAAAUCUACCAGAAGGAUGUAGUGCAACUCUCAGUGUUUGAAUUAAGACACAAGAUAGCAGAAAUGGAAGCCAAAGUCAAUACUGACAAUGAAGGCAGUGAAUGGAAAACCCGUUAUGAGACACAACUAGAACUGAAUGAUCAACUAGAAAAGCAAAUUGCAUCUCUUAAAGAGAAAAUGGAAAAAUUCCGUGGGAAUCCUUCAGAUAGUCUAUCUUCUAUUCGUGUCUAUGAACGAAUGCCUGUGGAAUCCUUAAAUAUAUUACUUAAACAACUAGAAAAAGAAAAAAGGAGUCUUGAAAAUCAAGUGAAAGACUAUGCACUUAAGCUGGAACAAGAAUCAAAGGCUUACCACAAGAUCAACAAUGAACGCUGUAAAUACCUAAAUGAAAUGUCUCAGGUCUCUAGCUCACAUCAAGUUUCUAAAAAGCAACAGAUGGAUCAGCUUCCUAGAAUGAAAGAGAAUCUAAUGAAAACGGGAAGAUACAAUCCAGUUCAUCAGAAGAGUGUGAAUGCCAAGAAAGGACCAGUAAAAAAGAUUAUAAAAUCAAACCAUCUUCCAAAACUCAAUCCAUGAUUCCAGAAAUGGGUGGAUUUCUAUUUCUUCCUUUUUUUUCCAUUUAUAAUAUUCAAUCUGUGAAGUUAAUGUUGAACACAUAUUUCAGGGAUUGAAUAGAUAAGAAAGAGCUUCCAAACUUCUCUUUAGCUCUUCUUCCAGAAAUUCAUUCCUUUGUCUACAUGAAAGCAAUUUUCUCUAGUGACCCUGAAAUAUCUAAUAGAAGAAUUUGGAUUUUUUAAAAUAUCUUAGAAAACCUGAAGUUUGGCAUCAUUAUACUCACUUUUAAUUCUAUAUUCAAGACCUGUUCCUAUAGUAAUAUUGCUAUUAUAUUUGGUUUCUUCUUCCAGAAAUUAAUCCUUUGUCUACAUGAAAGCAAUUUUCUCUAGUGACCCUGAAAUAUCUAAUAGAAGAACUUGUGAUUUUUAAAAAUAUCUUAGAAAACCUGAAGUUUGGCAUCAUUAUACUCACUUUUAAUUCUAUAUUCAAGACCUGCUUCUAUAGUAACAUUGCUAUUAUAUUUGGUUUCUAGUUGUCUGUUAGCUAAAAAUAUGGGUUUAUAAAAAGUUUUUUCUAUUUUAGGCUAUAUCACACUUAGCUUUUAACUCAGUUUAAACAAAAUUUCAAAUCAAAUGCAUGUUAUAUUUUGACCAAAAUAUUAUGGUAUUAUGAGAACAACCUUCAAUCAUGAAUUAGUUUGUUUAUAGUCCCUACUCUGCCAUGAAUUUAGAUGAUCUUGGACAAGUCCCUUUAUCUCAUCUUUAAUAUCCUACUCCUAUAAAAUGACUAAGGCAAUAUAUUUUCUAAGGUUUUUAUCAUUUCUAGAAAGUAAAUAUUUAAUCAUUAGAUACUGCCACUAAACAUGUAAUAAUUUAAGACAUUUUUGUAAUGUUUAUUAAUUCAUAGUAAUGGCCUAGUUCUUUGGACCAAACUUUGCAAGUGUUCACAAUAUUCAAGUCUAGAAGUGAAGACAGAAUGACAAUUAGAGUUUUUCUUUGAGGAUCUAUAAAAUUUAUUGAAUAUUCAUAUUUAGACUGGAUUUUAAAAAAUCAUUUGAACAAGUUUUGUAACUAUAACCUAAGUCUGGAACAUAUAUAUAACUUAUUUGCCCUUCAUAAUAAAUGAAAUUAUUAUACUUUAAAUUUUCAGAAGUCACCCAGAGGUAAGUGUAGUUUUCAGCUAAUGAUGCCACCUACAGCUAGCACUAAACCUAAAUUCUAUUCAGUGUCACCAGUGAUGAAUACCAAAAGGUAUUUCUACAACAAUAUCUAUAAAUGUUUACUUUCUUUAGGGAAGAAUGCACAAAUUUCAUAUGGCCAAAUAAUUUUUAUAUGACUUUAAAAUGUAAUACAGAGAAAUAACUUCCUAUAAGUUAUUCUGCAUUGGAACUAUUUAGAAAUAUUGUCCCCUGUUCUUAACUACAGAUAUUAGAUACCAUGACCCUUAUUAUUACACAAAUGCUAGAUUUUUAUGUCUUUUAGCAUGUUUUCUGGCAUUAGAAAAUUGAUUUUAAAAAACAUAGCAAUUAUAAUUAUCAAUGAAAAAUAAACAAAUUUGUUUCUUUUACACAGAGGGAAGCCAUUUGGCGACCAGAUUGAGGAACAUUUAAAGUUAUCUCAGUCACUAUGACAGUAUAUUAAACAUCGUAGGGACUCUAUCACUUUCAAAUGUUUGUUUUGCAGAAGCUGUUUAGGGUUACUUUCUGCAUGUUAGAAAAUGUCUUAAAUGAAGUGAUGGUAUGUUGGUGGGAUAGUAUAAAGAACUGAAAUGGGGCCUUUAAGUCUGUUAUAGUAUCUGUUUUGCCCCUUCUAAGCUUCUAACUUGAGUAAAUUACUUCUCAUUGCUCCCAUUUCAUUAUUUAUAGAGUUGGGAAUGUUUACACUCACGACUGUAUUGGGAUUGCUGUGAAGAGAAAAUAAAAAUACCAUAUAUUCAUUUACUUCCUCAUAACCUUUUUCUCUCUGAGAAGGAUAUGUUAACUUUUACAAAAUAUAGUUAUAAAAACAUUCACAAAAGAUAAAUAAAAGGUGAAGCUUUGCAAGAAAUCUUACCUAAUCAAAGCUCUACAUUUAAGCCUUCUAGCAGCCAGUACAAAGGAGUUAUACAGUUAUCAUUUUUUACAGAAGGAGUAUGCAAGUAGAAAAAAGUUUUAUGUAAUUCUAAGUUCUGAAGGUCAUUUGUCAUGAGGGUUUUUAAGAAAAUGUCAUUUUUAUAAUAAAGAAAGAUAAUAGUUGGGGGGUCUUGUUUGAUAUUCAAAUAUGUAUUGAUAUCAGUAUUUCAGUUUUUAAUUAGAAAAUUUAGAAUUCAUUAAAAAAUUAGUAAAAUAGUAUUUCAAAAAUUUUUAUAUUAAUAUAAGUAAAAUAUUUAAUGUAUUUCAAAAUUGAAAAUACCUAAAUGUAUCAAAAUAAUGAAUUAUCAUUUAUUAAAAGUAAGUUACUAGAAUCAAAAACAUAGUAAUGAAUAGUGAUGAGGAUGUUGAGAAAUUUGAACCCUCAUAAAUUGCUGGGGGAAGUAAAAUGGUAUAGUCACUUUGGAAAAUGUCAGUUCCUUAAAAGGUUAAACAUAGAAUUACCAUAUUACCCAACAAUUCCACUCCUAUGUAUAUACACACAAGAAAAAUAGAAUCAUUACAUGUAAAAAUGCACACACAAAUAUUUGUAGCACCAUUAUUCAUAAUAGCCCAAAUUAAAAAUAACUCGAAUGUCUAUUAGCUGAUAAUGGAUAAACAAAAAUGGUAUAAACAAUGGAUUAUUUUUGUCAAUAAAAACAAAUGAAGUACUGAUGAAUGAUACAACAUGGAUAAACCCUGAAAACAUUAUCCUAAGAAUACAAUCACAGAGACCAUAUAUUUCAUAAUUACAUUUAUACAAACUGUCCAAAAAAGCAAAGCCAUUGAGACAGAAGAUAGAUUAGUAUUUGCCUUGGGCUUGGGGGAGGGUCAAUGAGGGGGAAAUUACUGAAUUACAGGGUUUCUUUUGGGAGCCAUGUAAAUAUUCUAAAAUUGAUUGUGGCAGUUGUACAAACCUGUGAAUAUACUAGAAACUGUUGAAUUGUACAUUUUAAAUAGCUUAAUAGUAGUAUUUGUAAUUUAUACACCAAUAAAGCAUUACAAAAACAAAUGCUAAAUAUACAUUCACAUUUUAUUUCAUAAUACAUUACCAGAUAAAUAUUAACUACUUGAUAUUUCUCAGAAAAUAGGAUUUUAAAAAUCAAAUGUAUCAUCAUUAGUGCUUUGAUCAAGUCAAGAGUAUAGUUUUGAGCAGAAUUUUCCAAAUAGGAACUUUUUCAGGUACCACACUAGCUGGAACAAUAAUG